Molecule: messenger RNA, 481 nt
Organism: Aaosphaeria arxii CBS 175.79
Lineage: Eukaryota; Fungi; Ascomycota; Dothideomycetes; Pleosporales
Exons: 1
Coding region: 173-481 (102 amino acids)
Source: RefSeq, a predicted model, not a curated record
GUUGGGAGGGGCCGCACAUCCGAACGUUUUCGAGGAAGAUGUUCGGCAGAACAGAUACGAGGGACAAAAGUCAGAUAGAACAAAGCCACGACUUCUGAGUUCGUGACUUCUGGAGAGGGCGAUGGAUUAAACCCGCCAGACCUUGGAAUUUUCAGCACGACAUCGCUGCACGAUGGAUGGCAAGCACGCAGAGUUUGAGAUAGAAGUGUGCAGGCGAAGGGAUCUGGUCAUGAUUGGCUAUCAAAAUGUGCCUGGAGGUCGACGUUGCAGCAAUCUCGUGCGUGUUGAUCCAGCCUUGCUGGCCUUCUUGUUGGAUGCUGGGUGCACUUCGGUAAUCCGCAUGUCUGCUGCCGGGGUAGAAGAGACUCUCACAAUCCAACAGUGCAAACGCCAAGGGUCAGUUCUUGAAAAGCAAUGCAGCGAUGAAGGACGAUCCGCUAGUGCUGUCGAUGGUAGCAUCACUCAGUGGGACCUUGGGUGA